Danaus plexippus (monarch butterfly) is the source of this 531-nucleotide messenger RNA. RefSeq names its product tigger transposable element-derived protein 4-like. Gene Ontology annotation, molecular function: nucleic acid binding. The transcript is spliced from 2 exons. Bases 1 to 531 code for a protein of 176 amino acids. Lineage: Eukaryota; Metazoa; Arthropoda; Insecta; Lepidoptera; Nymphalidae. The record is from RefSeq and is a predicted model, not a curated record.
AUGCCAGUUUUAUUGACCAACAUAAAACUGGCAUUUUUACCACCAAACACAACAUCAGUGAUUCAACCUAUUGAUCAAGGGAUAAUUAAAACUCUCAAAAGUCAGUAUCGGAAGAUUUUAGUACAGAAAAUGAUGAACGACAUUGAAAAAGCGGCAGGCUCAUUUUCCGUUAAUCUUUUAAAUGCUAUUGAGAUGAUAACUACGGCAUGGGCUCGAGUGACUCCGGAAACGAUCAAAAAGUGUUUUCUACACACUGGGUUCUGUAAAUCUUCGGUUAUCACAACAAUUGACGACGAUUCUGACGAUGAGUUGGACAUACCAUUGGCACAGCUGACAACAUCGUCAAGCGGAACAAAUGUUCCGGAUUGGGAAACAUAUGUCAAUAUUGACAGUCAGCUUAUCACCACUAGCAAUUUGACUGAUAAUGAAAUUGUUGAAACUGUUGCUUCAUCACCUACGACGCAAGAUGAGGAAAAUGAGGAGGAAGAAGAAAAUGACAAGGAAGUAAAAAAAUAUGAAGAAGAAGCCUAG